Lotus japonicus is the source of this 767-nucleotide messenger RNA. RefSeq names its product non-specific lipid transfer protein GPI-anchored 7-like. The record is from RefSeq and is a predicted model, not a curated record. Lineage: Eukaryota; Viridiplantae; Streptophyta; Magnoliopsida; Fabales; Fabaceae. Bases 146 to 607 code for a protein of 153 amino acids. The transcript is spliced from 3 exons.
CUGAGAGGCAAGGCAAGAAAGAGCUACUUCUAGUUCUAUAUAACCAGAAAAGCACUUUACUCUGCUCACACACACACCCCACCUACCAAAACCAAACACCAAAACAAGAAACAGAAAAAACCCAAUAUCACAAGCAUUUUCACAAAUGGGUGGUGGGCGCAGCGCGAUGCCGUUGAUGAUGGUGGCUCUGGUCUUCACGAUCGGUGCUAUCUUCUUCAGCACGGCACAGGCACAAUCUAGCAUCCCCUCUUGCGCUCAGAAUCUGAUUCCGUGCGCUGAUCACCUCACGUCCACGAACCCACCUGCUUCCUGCUGCGACCCAAUCAAGAAAACAGUUGAAACUCAGCUCACAUGUCUCUGCAACCUUUUCUAUUCCCCUGGCUUGCUUCAAUCUUUCAAUAUCAGUACCGAUCAGGCUCUUCAGCUCAGUCGCCGUUGUGGUGUCACCAGUGAUCUCAGUAGCUGUAAAUCUGGGUCAGCACCAUCACCUGCUUCCGUGCCCCCACCAGCAACACCAGGAAGUGACAAGGGAAGUAGUGCUGGCAGAGUCUCAUUCGCCGGGGUUUCUACCCUUCUUUUACUUUGGUCAUCUAUGCUGUUUAAUUAGGAAGGUGCUAGUUUCCUUCUGCGGAAGCUUCUCGUAUAUUGGAGUUAUCUAUGUAUUCUCAUGCAUUGACUAUUUAGCUAUUUGAUUGUAUUUGCUUUUCAUUUUCUAUAUUUAUUUAGAAAAUUAUGAUUCAAUUUAGUCAAAAGUUUAUUGUGUGAAA